Molecule: messenger RNA, 1302 nt
Organism: Pedinophyceae sp. YPF-701
Lineage: Eukaryota; Viridiplantae; Chlorophyta; Pedinophyceae
Source: the annotation of a GenBank genome assembly
AUGGCCGUGGCCUCGCCCAGGGGCGCGCCCUGCGCGGCCCCGCCGCUGCCCGCGGUCCUCGCGGCGACGCCCGCCACGCAGCGCGCCAAUGUGGUGGCGCGGGCGGCCGCCAAGGGGUCCGCGACCACCUCUGGCGGCGGCAGCAAGCCACCCGCUCCGCAGGCCUCUAGCAAGUCCCGCCAGAAGUACACGCUGCUCGGGUCGCCGUUCCCCCUGCGGCCCGUCUUCGAGCGCAAGACGCUCAUGAAGGAGGUCGUCAAGGACAAGAUGUGGACGUUCGAGCAGCAGCAGGGCCUGGGCUUCAGCAACGUCACGAUCAACACGCGCAUGACGGUCAUCCGGCUCAAGUCUGGCGGGCUGUGGGUGCACGCGCCCAUCGCGCCGACGGCGGAGCUGAUCGCGAUGGUCAAGGAGCUCGGCGAGGUCGAGCACAUCGUUCUCCCGACGUUCGCCAUCGAACACAAGGUCUUCUUCGGCCCGUUCGCCCGUAAAUUCAAGCAGGCGCAGUGCUGGGUGGCGCCGAAGCAGUGGUCCUUCCCGCUCAACCUCCCGCUCUCCGCGCUCGGCCUCGGGUUCGGGCGGACCGUGCAGGAGCUCGACAACGCGAACAAGGACGCCGUGCCCUGGGUCAGCGAGGUCGACUUCAACGUCAACACGCCCCCGGGCUUCAGCGACAUCGGGCCGUACUCCGAGGUCGCGUUCUACCACAAGGCCUCCAAGACGCUCCUCGUGACGGACUGCGUCGUGUACGUCCCGAAGGAGCCGCUGGAGAUCGUUGACCCGGAGCUGCUGAUCGACGCGGCCGCGCCGGAGCCGUUCAACCCGCUGAGCAAGAAGCCCGCGGACUCCCCGGAGGCCCGCCGCCUCGGGUGGUCGCGCAUGUGCCUCCAGGUGUUGUACUUUGGCCCCGAGGACCUCAAGGACCCCUCGGAGGGGUUCGCGGCGGUCUCGGAGCGCCUGAUCGCGUCGCCCGUCGUGUCCGUGCUCGUCUUCACCAAGGUGCCGCGGGCGGUGACGAAGUGGAUCGACGAGGUGUGCGCGGACUGGCCGUUCAAGCAGAUCAUCGGGUGCCACUUCGCGGGCCCGGUCAAGGCGACGGCGACGGAGUUCAAGGCAGCGUUCGCGCCGAUCUACGAGCUGGCGGGGCGGGAACCGCGGCGCGGGGGUGUGUUGGGGGCGCUGCCCGGCGUGGGCAAGAUCGACGGCUGGCGGUACCCCGAGGGCGACGUGAAGACGCUGAACUCCCUCAACGGGCUGUUGGUCAAGGCGGGCGCGGUGAAGAUGGAGGGGCCCGUGGAGUGA